Myotis lucifugus (little brown bat) is the source of this 2925-nucleotide messenger RNA. RefSeq names its product ring finger protein 138 (gene RNF138). The transcript is spliced from 7 exons. The coding region runs from base 87 to 683 and encodes 198 amino acids. Lineage: Eukaryota; Metazoa; Chordata; Mammalia; Chiroptera; Vespertilionidae. The record is from RefSeq and is a predicted model, not a curated record.
AGUCACCAGCGACCCCCGGGCUCCCCUCCAGACCUGCGGGCGGCAGCGGUUCUGGCAGUUUUUGUAGAAAAUGUUUCCUGACUGCAAUGAGAGAAAGUGGAAUACAUUGUCCGCUCUGUCGUGGAAAUGUGACUAGAAGAGAAAGAGCAUGUCCUGAACGGGCCUUAGACCUUGAAAAUAUCAUGAGGAAGUUAUCUGGUAGCUGCAGAUGUUGUGCAAAACAGAUUAAAUUCUAUCGCAUGAGACAUCAUUACAAAUCUUGUAAGAAGUAUCAAGAUGAAUAUGGUGUUUCUGCUAUCAUUCCAAACUUUCAGAUCUCUCAAGAUUCAGUAGGGAACAGUAAUAGGAGUGAAACAUCUACAUCUGAUAACAUAGAAACGUAUCAAGAGAAUACAAGUUCUGGGCAUCCCACCUUUAAGUGUCCCUUGUGUCAAGAAUCAAAUUUUACCAGACAGCGUUUACUGGAUCACUGUAACAGUCAUCACCUAUUUCAAAUAGUUCCUGUGACAUGUCCUAUUUGUGUGUCUCUUCCUUGGGGAGAUCCUAGCCAGAUUACUAGAAAUUUCGUUAGUCAUCUAAAUCAAAGACAUCAGUUUGAUUAUGGAGAAUUUGUGAAUCUUCAGCUAGAUGAGGAAACCCAAUAUCAAACUGCUGUUGAAGAAUCUUUUCAAGUAAACAUCUGAAGGCUAUAGACAUCUGAGCAUCUUUGUACCUGCAAGUGCCAUCUUUAAGGAGAAAACUAAUGCAGUCACCAUUUCAAUAACUUGAUGUGUAUAUUAAUAAAAGUAAUUCAGUCUAUUGUUUUAGUUUUUAAAUUGAAAAAUAAAGGUGGGCCAUCUGAAAAUUUUGUUCUCUUGAAAAGUUAAAAAUGAAUGUUAGGACAUUAUCUUUAAAAGCAUUGAAAGGAUUCUAUUUCACUAAUGUAAUGGCGAAAAAUUCUUGUUGUACUUUAUCUUUUUCAUAUUACACAUUCUUGAAUUUUUCCUUACGUUGCUUUUGAAAUUUGGUGCGGUUUCUCCCAGGGAUGCUAUUGAAUACAGGUAACACAGUAGCAAAUGCAGAAAGAUGUGGUUGAUAUGAACCUAACAAACCUGAGCCAGUUAUCAGAGUUGCAGACGGAGACUUGAAGUGCUAAUGAAACAAUCCAAAGGAAAAAAUUUUAAUACAGAUUCUAGCUGAAGAAUUCAACUCUAAGAACAUGGUAUUUAUAUAACAUUUAGUAUUUUUGAAGACUAGUGAGAUUUCUUUAAUAAUUUUAACUGUUUAAAAAGUAAAAGCUUAAUGUAAGGAUAUUUCCUUCUUUUUUUUUUUUUGCUAUUAGAAGGAACUAUCAAGAGGAAAAUUUAUUUCUUUGGCGGGCAGUUGCUAAUUUCAAAUCUUGUUUGUUUGGCUGACUAAUUUAUAAGCCUAGUGUAUAUUAAGUUGAAUUUACAGCUCGUUGGCUUCAGAAUUUUUCAAUAGCUAGUGUUUCUCAUUAGCUAAGAUGAAACUUUUAUUAGAAACUUUCAGUUGAUGAUUCAGUUGUAUGUUCUACAUAUAUAUUUUAAGUGAGAAGUUUGGCUCCAUCUCAGUUGAGAAAUUCAAGCAAAGCUAAAGAUGUAUAUGUAUAAUACACACACAUGCAUGCAGGUUAUAUACAGGAUUUCUAUUCAGAUUUAAAAAAUAGAUAAGCAAUAUGGGAUUUAAGUGUUUACUUGAUUUGAUUAACAUUUUGUAUAUCACCACAUUUUUAAAAGGUAACAGCCAAAUGCUAAGUGGUCUAGUUGGCUGCUGUUACACCUUAAAAAUUGAGUUUAUACACACACUCAAUGACCUGUCCAUAUGGUGCUCUUUGUUCUCAACGAUAAUGCAUGACUGAAGUGGUGACACAUUUUCCAGCCGCUCUGUUUCACUGCUUGUUAGUCAGACUGGGUUUGUUUAUUCUUGGUAUUCACUAAUGAGAAUCAUAAAAGAACUUGUACUAGAAGGCCCAGAUCACAGAGGAAGCGACGAAGAGUGGAUUAGCUAACAUUCCAUACUAAUGUACAUUGUUUAUGCUUUCUUUAAAAGAAUAUAAAAUUUCCGAAGUCGUUGCUAAUAUAUACAUACAUUGUAUAAAAAGGGAUAUUUUGGUUUUGUUAAAACCCUUGUUGACUUUUCUACAGUGAACAUUUUUUUUAAACUUGAUUUAAUAAAAAUGUUAAUUUUGGAAGUGGAUUUUUGUAAAAAGCCUUUCUCAGUCAAACAGUGAUGACUUUAUGGGUAGUAACAGUCACCAAAAGCCAUGCAUCUCAAUGAACUAAUGCCUUUGUCAUUCAAAAGAGUGAUGCUUACCACGUGCUUGAACAUUUUUUCUGCAGUUACAUGAGUGUAAUUGUAAGAAUAGCUGUUAACUCUUUAAUAAGAGACUUGACCAUAGAUUUUUUCUAACUUAAAGCAAUAAAGUUAGUACUUUCUUUCAAAAUUUAAUACUCAGUAUGUCAAGUUAAACUAUUUUGGGAUGUGAGAGCUUGAAAGGAAAGUUGUAGUAGAGAUCAUCUUGAUGAAAUUGUGUUUUGAAAUUUUGUGGAUUAGUUCAAUAUCACUAAUAGUCUCGUGUGUCUUUUAUAUAAACUUUUUCAUAAAGGAAAUAUUGACUGUAUUUGCUAUUAUCUGGGAACUCUUCAGUAUGGAAAUGUUUGUUUAAAAUCUCCCCUCUUGUCAGUGGAUUAGAAAUAAGGAUAGGCUUUACAGAUUUUCAGUUUAAAUUCCUGAAAAGGUUCUUAUUUUUAAUAUGCUUAUAACUGAGUCAGGAUAAAGGAGGGAAAUUGUAUUGAUACUCAUACCGAAAUUCCACACUAUCACCUAGGGAAGCGAUUUCUUCAACAAAUUACCGUUUAUGUUGUUAAACAGAGUUUUAUUUGAGAUGUAUUGUUUUAUUUUUCAAUUAAAAGUGGUUUUCUCCUA